AGCAAAAGACUUUAUAUAUAUAUAAGCUAGGCACACAUACAUAUAUUUGUAAAGAGAAGAGAAAAUCAUAUAUAGAAAUUUUGCUGGCAAAAUGGGAAGUACAAAAACUGAGUCAUACUUUGUUUUCAUGAACUAUGAUCCUGAAUAUGAGCGCCUUCGAGCUGAUAAGACGAAGAAAGACUCAUCAAAUGAGCUUGAUUUAUACCUUAGCCGGAAACAUGAUGAGGUAUUGGCAAGGACCCUUGAGCCUGGAACCUACAAGAAAAUACUAUCUCUCGUCAUCGUCGAUGGCUUCUCUGCCGAGAUCACUGAAGAACAGGCAAAUGUGCUUAGAUCUGCUAAAGGAGUGAGGUUGGUGGAGAAAAAUCAAGAACUCGUUUAAUGUAGCAGAUCAUCUCGAUCCAUAUAUAUAUAUAUUUAUAUAUAUAUAUGUUCCUGUGGUAUUCCGGCCAGUAGUAUAUUUUUAAGUUGUUACCUUAAAGGGCUCAAAAAUUAUAAAAAAAAAGUUACAAUAUAUAUAUAUAUUUAUAUUUGUUACCUAUGUACUAGCACUAGUCUACUUGACUAUUUUAAUGAUCAAGUUGUUGUUUGAAUUAGACAUCUCUCUCUUUGUAAUCUUAUAAUAUUUUUCAAGAUCAAAAGUUUCUUCCAA
Humulus lupulus (European hop) is the source of this 652-nucleotide messenger RNA. RefSeq names its product subtilisin-like protease SBT2.5. The transcript has 3 exons. NCBI's taxonomy places the organism in Eukaryota, Viridiplantae, Streptophyta, Magnoliopsida, Rosales, Cannabaceae. The coding region runs from base 92 to 382 and encodes 96 amino acids. The record is from RefSeq and is a predicted model, not a curated record.